This is a messenger RNA of Suncus etruscus (white-toothed pygmy shrew), 2759 nucleotides long. It is a transcript of the gene FTSJ3, whose product is annotated as FtsJ RNA 2'-O-methyltransferase 3. The record is from RefSeq and is a predicted model, not a curated record. Gene Ontology annotation, biological process: maturation of LSU-rRNA from tricistronic rRNA transcript (SSU-rRNA, 5.8S rRNA, LSU-rRNA); maturation of 5.8S rRNA from tricistronic rRNA transcript (SSU-rRNA, 5.8S rRNA, LSU-rRNA); rRNA methylation. The coding region runs from base 114 to 2615 and encodes 833 amino acids. Gene Ontology annotation, molecular function: rRNA (guanine) methyltransferase activity; rRNA (uridine-2'-O-ribose)-methyltransferase activity. Gene Ontology annotation, cellular component: nucleus; nucleolus; preribosome, large subunit precursor. NCBI's taxonomy places the organism in Eukaryota, Metazoa, Chordata, Mammalia, Eulipotyphla, Soricidae. The transcript is spliced from 20 exons.
AGACCGGGCUGGGUCUCGGUGCAGGUUGUGAUCGCUGGAGCGGGAUCUAGUGCUCGGAAAAGAGGAGUCCCACCUUCUGCCGUCUCCAUAGCGAGUGGCGCUUCUCCUCUGCCAUGGGCAAGAAAGGCAAAGUCGGGAAGAGCCGACGGGACAAAUUCUAUCACUUGGCGAAGGAGACGGGUUACCGUUCCCGCUCAGCUUUCAAGCUGAUCCAGCUCAAUCGCCGCUUUCAGUUCUUGCAGAAGGCCCGGGCCUUGCUGGACCUGUGCGCCGCGCCCGGGGGAUGGUUGCAGGUGGCUGCCAAGUUCAUGCCUGUGUCCAGUCUCAUUGUGGGAGUGGACCUGGUUCCAAUCAAGCCUCUUCCUAAUGUGGUGACCCUCCAAGAAGACAUCACUACAGAGCGCUGUAAGCAGGCUCUGAGGAAGGAGCUGAAGACUUGGAAAGUUGAUGUUGUGCUCAAUGACGGGGCCCCUAAUGUUGGAGCAAGCUGGGUUCAUGAUGCUUAUUCUCAAGCCCACUUGACACUGAUGGCUCUGCGUCUGGCUUGCGAGUUUCUGGCACGAGGUGGCUGCUUCAUCACCAAGGUUUUCCGUUCACGUGACUAUCAACCCCUACUGUGGAUCUUCCAGCAGCUAUUCCACCGAGUCCAGUCCACCAAGCCUCAAGCCUCUCGCUAUGAGUCUGCAGAAAUCUUUGUUGUCUGUCAGGGAUUCCUGGCUCCUGAUAAGAUUGACAGUAAAUUUUUUGACCCCAAAUUUGCCUUCAAGGAGGUUGAAGUACAGGCAAAGACGGUUACUGAGUUGGUGACUAAGAAGAAGCCAAAGGCUGAAGGCUAUGCUGAGGGCGAUCUCACUCUCUAUCAUCGUGCCUCAGUCACUGAUUUCCUCCGGGCUGCCAACCCUGUUGACUUUCUCUCCAAAGCCAGCGAAAUCUCACUCGAUGAUGAAGAGUUGGCACAGCACCCAGCUACCACAGAGGACAUACGUGUAUGCUGUCAGGACAUCAAAGUGCUGGGGCGCAAGGAGCUUAGAUCCCUACUGAACUGGAGAACCAAACUUCGGCGAUACAUGGCCAAAAAGCUGAAAGAGCAAGCAAAGGCCUUGGAUAUCAGCCUGAGCUCGGGAGAGGAAGAGGAAGACGGCAAUGAGGAGGCCACAGCUUCAACUACAAGGCAGCCCUUUCAGGAGGAGGAGGAGGAAGAGCAGCUGAAUCAGACACUGGCUGAGAUGAAGGCCCAAGAGGUGGCAGAAUUAAAGAGGAAGAAGAAGAAGCUGCUGCGCGAGCAGAGAAAGCAGCGGGAGCGGGUGGAGCUGAAGAUGGAUCUGCCCGGCGUCUCCAUUGCAGAUGAAGGGGAGACUGGCAUGUUUUCCCUGCGCACCAUCCAGGGGCACCAGUUGUUUGAGAAGGUAACACAAGGAGACAUGAGUGCUGCAGACACAUUCCUGUGUGAUCUGCCGAGAGAUGACAUCUAUGUAUCAGAUGCUGAAGAUGACGACGAUGAUGACACAUCUCUGGACAGUGAUCUGGACCAAGAGGAGCUGGGAGGAGGAGGAAAACCCCAGAGUUCCAAGAACCAAAAGCGAGUACAGUUUGCUGAAGUAGAAGAACAGAUAGAAGAGGAAGAGGAAAAUCCACUCCUAGUACCUUUGGAGGAAAAGGCUGUACUGCAGGAAGAACAGGCCAGUCUGUGGUUUUCAAAGGACAGCUUCAUCGGGAUUGAGGAUGAUGCUGAUGAAGACCUGGAGAUCAGCCAGGCUCAGCUGUUGAAUGAGAGCCGUAGGAAGGGGCAGCCACAGCCACAGCUGCCAACACCACCGUCCCGUGUGAAAUCUCACCCUCCUGUGUGCCCAGAAGAGGCCCCUCAAAAGGCAGAGAGGUUGAAUGAGGCUGGAGGGGAAGAGAAAGACAGCAGUUCAGACACAGACAGCAGCAGCAGUGAGGAGGAAAUGAGGCAGGAACCACAGCGCUCUAAGAAGCGAGGCCGUGGACCGAAAGCAAAUGACAACGAUGAUGGGUUUGAAGUGGUGCCUAUUGAGGAUCCAGCGAAGUACCGGAUUCUGGACCCUGAAGGUCUGGCUCUAGGUGCUGUUAUUGCAUCUUCCAAGAAGGCUAAGAGAGACCUCAUAGAUAAUUCUUUCAGCAGAUACACAUUUAAUGAAGAUGAAGGAGAGCUACCAGAAUGGUUUGUGCAGGAAGAAAAGCAGCACAGGAUACGGCAGUUACCUAUUGAUAAGGCGGCGGUGGAGCAGUACCGCAAGCGCUGGCGGGAAAUCAAUGCCCGUCCCAUUAAGAAAGUUGCUGAGGCGAAGGCCAGAAAGAAAAGGAGGAUGCUGAAGAAACUGGAGCAAACUAAGAAGAAGGCCGAAGCUGUGGUGAACACUGUGGAUAUCUCUGAGCGAGAGAAAGUGGCACAGCUACGAAGUCUCUACAAGAAGGCUGGACUUGGCAAGGAGAAACGCCAGGUCACCUAUGUUGUAGCCAAAAAAGGUGUGGGUCGCAAAGUGCGGCGGCCAACUGGAGUUAGAGGUCAUUUCAAGGUGGUGGACUCAAGGAUGAAGAAGGACCAAAGAGCACAGCAACGGAAAGAGCAGAAGAAAAAACACAAGCGGAAAUAAGCAGCAGCGUUUUGGGGCCUCUGAAAGGACAGUGCAGUUGAGGACUGUAUGCUGCUGCUUGAACCAGCCCUUCCUUUGCUGUGCAACACUACCAGAGCUGAAGGGGGCAGGCUCGAGUUCUGUGGCAGGGAAUCCUUUGCCCAA